Messenger RNA from Ostrea edulis (European flat oyster), 7317 nucleotides. Its product is annotated as anoctamin-4-like. Gene Ontology annotation, molecular function: chloride channel activity; protein dimerization activity. The record is from RefSeq and is a predicted model, not a curated record. Gene Ontology annotation, cellular component: plasma membrane. Gene Ontology annotation, biological process: chloride transmembrane transport. Lineage: Eukaryota; Metazoa; Mollusca; Bivalvia; Ostreida; Ostreidae. Bases 192 to 3182 code for a protein of 996 amino acids. The transcript is spliced from 25 exons.
AAAAAGGAAGGCAGUUCGCGUUCUUGGCAACUACAAAACAUUAUUUUAGACAUACUAAUAGCAGGACAUGUGAAGUAUUAUAAGAUUAUUCCAGUGGGACCUUACUUAUGUAGUGUUUUUAAGUCGUCUGACGUUUUGCAAAGAAAAAACAUUAUUAAGCGGCCAGUGUUUCUUGCAGAUGAUAGUGAAUUAUGAAGACGGAGAAUCCAAUCACCCUGAGCAACAUGUCUGCUGACACUAGUCAGGAAGAAUCGGAUGGAGAACCACCACUGGGUCCAUUCACUACCAUCACUUCAACGGUCAAGUUCCGCAAUCUACGAAAACGACACCUCAAACGCAAUCCUCAGAUGAAGGCUUUUGAGAGGCGUUACACGGAGCUGGGGCCGGCAUUGAUUCCAGAACAGAAGCGUAUAGAUUAUGUGUUAAUCUACAAAAACAAGUACUCAAAUGACCCGAUGUACAUAGAUGACCCGGAUAAACAAGAGGCAGUGCGGCAGAAGGAGGAGAAGAGGGAGAGGUUCGAGGCAUCCCUGACAAAGGAAGGGUUCGACGUUCAGAAGGAAGUCAUCGGAGAAAAUGUUUUCGUGAAAUUACACUGUCCUUUCAAGCGAUUGUGUGCGGAGGCAGAAAUGGUUAAAAUGGAAAUGCCACUACAUGGGUGUGCCAAUUAUCCAGAGGAUCAGCAAAACUUCAUAAGUGAAUUUCUAGAGAAAUACUUUGAGACAGAUAAUGAAAUGGACUAUGUUAGUGCCCCAUUCAUGAUGGACAGGAUCAACUUGUAUGAGGGAUAUGAAGAUCCAACUCAUUUCUUCAGACCAGCCAUUCGUUCUAUGCUUGUGGAUCACAUACUAAUUAACAUUGAUAUCAGGACUAAGGACGAGAGAAAAGAUAAAGGAAGUGCAAAGAAAAGCAUAGAGGAUCGGAAAUCAAAGUGCUGUAGUUGUCUCCCCUGCUUUGGAACCAACGAGAAGGAUGAUGAAAACUCUGUCUCUAAAAUCAUUAUUGAUCAUGACGAGGCUCACCAAGAGAAAGUCUACAUUCCAGGAAAGAUUCACAGUUUGCCCUAUCUACUCAUGAAGGGUGUAUACACGGAUGCUUUCAUCCUCCACGAAGAGUCGGAGUGUAAGGAGGACCAGUCCAUCCUCAAAGACAAGUAUUUCUCAGAUGCCAACGUAGACUUGGAAGAAAACAAGGACAAGGAGUCCCUAGAAACGGACCCCCGUAAGGCCCUCCAGGACACGUGGACCGUCUUCUAUAAAUUCCAACCACUGUGGAAAAUCCGCAACUACUUUGGGGAGAUGAUAGCGCUAUACUUUGCGUGGGUGGGAGAGAUGACCACCAGUUUAUGGAUCCCAAUGCUGUUUGGAUUUGCGAUUUUCUUGUAUGGUCUAUAUCUUAGUGUAGAGGCAAAUGAAACAAAGUUUGAUGUCCCUGUUAAUGCCACAGCAGCAGAAAAGAUUAAGAUUGAGGUAGAGGCACUGUUAGAGACGAUCAGAAGCUCCUUUGAUAAUGAAGUCACUCCAUAUUUUGCCUUGAUCAUAUGCUUAUGGGGAACACUGUUCUUAGAGCGAUGGAAGAGAAAAAAUGCCAUGAUGGCAUAUGAAUGGGAUGUUGAUAAUUUUGAGCACAAUGAACCUGAUCGACCUCAAUUUUAUGGGUUAAAGGUCAAAAAAGACCCAGUGACCCAGGAACCAAACUGGUUUUAUCCAUUCAGAAAACAGAUACUAAAGUACAUGGUGUCCACUUCUACACUUUUGUUCAUGAUGUUUAUUGUGUUGAUAAGUGUGACAGGAGUCAUUGUUUAUCGUCUGUUGAUUACGGUGGACUACUGUCCGGGCAUGACAGCAGUAGAAUGCCUUAUCACUUCCUCCAUUAUAUCAGCAGUUCUCAACGCUGUCUCCAUCCUCAUCCUAGGAAAGAUAUAUGAAUUACUGGCCUUCAAACUGACAGAAUGGGAGAACCACCGGACCCAAACUCAGUAUGAUGAUGCCCUGAUCACCAAAAUGUUUGCUUUCCAGUUUGUCAACAGUUACGCCUCUUGUUUCUACAUUGCAUUCUUCCGGGGGCGUUUUUCAGUAUUUGGUUACACUGAUGAGUGCGUAGGUGACAAGGGAACAUGCAUGUCACAGCUCUCAUUCCAAGUCCUGAUUUUGAUGAUCAUCAGACCCUUCCCUAGAAUUGCCAAAGAUCUCAUCAUUCCACUUAUAAGAAAAUUUAUCAGGAUGCGUCCCAACUGGUGCUGUCGUAUCAACGCCUGUCCCUGCGACUGCUGCAAUAAGAUUAAUCGGAUCAACACCGAGGAAGCUAAGAAUAUAUUCGAAGCUAACAAAACAUUGCUUUCCAAUUAUUUAGAGAGGGAACGAUUAAAACCCACACUAGGUGACUUCACCUUGAACGAGUACACAGAAAAAGUAAUCCAAUAUGGAUUUUUGAUGCUUUUCGCUGCUUCUUUUCCACUGGCCCCUUUGAUGGCCAUACUUUUGAAUCUAAUAGAUAUCAGGAUUGAUGCUCGUCGAAUGUUGUGGAGCAAUAGACGUCCUGUUGCCUACAUCCGACAGGACAUAGGUAAAUGGUACGGCAUCCUUGACUUGGUUAACACUAUUGGAGUGAUCACCAAUGGCUUUUUGAUUGGAUUUACCUCAUCGUGGGCCUCUAAUUUCAACGACGCAGACAAGCUGUGGGUGGUGUUAGGAUUUGAGCAUAUCGUGUUUUCCAUGAAGUUUAUCAUAGCGUACCUUAUACCUGAUGUUCCUAGGGAUGUCCGGUUAGCUAUACGAAGGGAGAAAUACCAAGUUGCUAAAAUUUUGGAAGAAGCUAAAUACACUGAAGCCAUCAAUUACAGUGAAUUGAUUCCCAAACACAAGAAGAAAAGAAAGCACCGAUCGUCAAAUUACGAUACAUUUAUCCAGUUGGAUGACAAUAUUGGAAAACCACAAGAGGAAUUUACUGACACUGUAAUUCCGGAGGAAUCGGUGUUCAAAGAGACACACUCUGCCCCUGAAGAGAAGACGUCAGAAUUCAAUCGCCCAGCAUCGGCUGAGGAGUCUGAUCAGUGGUAUAUUGUUAAGAGAGAUAUAAGUACCCCACAAGUCUGCAGUGCGGGAACAGGAGGGAACGUGAGUGUUUCAGGAGUGGUUCCAAAGAUAAGAAAUGGGAAAGUGACAGCAGACUCCAAUGUCUAAGGCAGAAAUGAAUUGUAGUACAUAGAUUACAAAAUGCUGUUCGCUCCACACUGGACACAAGAAGUAUACUAUACAAACUGACAGCAGAAUGCAGAAUAUGGAAUCCACUCUCUCAGCACCAAGGCUCAUGAACUCGUGACCAGAAGAUUUCUUCCAAUAUUGAUAAAGGUUGAAAAGGUUUGGUCACACGAUAUUUCUCGUUCAUUUUCAAUGACCACCAUUGUCUUGUAGGCAUUAUUGUAUAUAUAUGUAUGCAUAUACUCUCUCUGUUUUGUGUCAAAGAUGAUGUACAUGAUAUUAGGUAUAUAUUAAUGCAUUCUAAAGUGCUAGAGUAUCUAUUUUUAGGUUUUCUGAGGUGCAAAUUGUGGUAAUAUUUAUAGCAUUGAACUAUUACAAUUUAUACACAAUGUUGAGGUGCAGCAUAGUACAUCCAUGACUGACCUGUUUUUAUGUAAAUUUAUAUGUUAGAUAUCAUCAUAUUGAUGAAUAUUCAUAUAUUUUUAUUAGACUCUUUUUAUUGCCAAAAUUAGAUUGCCUCGUACGUCUUUACUUGGUUCGAGACUUUUGGCAUCUUUGCAAACCCAACUGAACACCUUUUUUUAUAUUUGUAAUGAUCUCUAUCCUAAAGUCUAAUAAUAGGUUGAUAAUACUCUUAAUAUCUGAUAAAUUCAUUAUUGCAAUUAUGUUACUUUCAGUUUGUGUUAUCAUGUGUUCACAUCUUCAUUGUAACCGAUAACGUUACGAUACCUUACAUUUCAUUCUAGAUAACGCUGGAAAUAUAUGAGUGAAACUCCAGGUUACUCAGUUUGUAGUUGAAAGGAUUAUAUUUUUUUUUAUUUCGUUGAUGUGUUAUUGUUACGAAAAUAUCAAAUGUGAUAAUCAUUAACUAUUAUAGCAUAUUUAAACUACCAUUUAUGGUUUCAUUUGGAUAUUGGAGUACCUGCAGAUACACAGGCUUUAUGACUCUGAGUCCCCUUAGCUCAUGUAAAGGUUUUAAUUUCUGUGCACAAGGGUUUUUAUAGACUUCAGUGUAUCUGUCUAGUGUUAGGAAUAUAAUGAUAUUGUUCUCACCAUUUGUUUUUAGCUGGAUGUUGCACAAUUUGAAGUCCUGUAAAAUCUGCACAAACAUUUUUACUGUACACACUUUAAAAUCUAACUAUGAUAAAAUACAAGGGCUGUUCACAAAUGAUGUUGACGAACUAUAUUUAGCUAGCAUUUCUUCUAGACAUCAAAUCAAAAUAAUUGGACUUUAUAGAUUUAAUUUGCUUUACUUGUGCAAUCCCUGAAAGUUUACAAUUGAACAAACAUUGAGUUAGAUAUAUACCUACUAAAGUUACCUACUUUACAAGAAAUAUUCACAUCUUUUUGAAAUGCUUGUAUUCUUCGUCGCAUUGUUGCUGAAUCCACCCUUCAAAUACAUUUCAGUGUCCCAUUUGGUACUCUUGAUUUUCUUGCAUAUUGAAUUCCUUAGUAUACUCUCAAAAUGUGUACCAUGCAGCUGUGACUUUACAGUCGACAUAAAGAUGUGCCAAAUUAGCACUGUAGGGUACCAUACCUAAUUGUAAAUUGAGUACAGCGAAUUUUUCUGAAACUUGCUUGUUCUGUUCAUAGACCAGGACCUUGCAUUUCUUUCACUUGGAACCUGCAUGCAUAGUCUAGCAAUUAUUAUAAUAGAUCUCCUAUCUUCUUCCUGGGUACAAAAUAUUAUCAUAGUAAGCACUGAUUACCCAGUCUUUUCAGUAGAUAUAUAACCUUGUAGUCAGAUUUUAUGUUGAAAUUUGGCAUGAUUAUUCACACAAUAUAUGUUUUGACAUUUUCGUGCUUUACUUCUGAAAAUAGCAUUUCCAAGACACACCAUCUAGUGAUUAAGGCUAAUGCCAAUUUUGGUAUGCCCUGUAUACCUUUAUUUGUAACAAAACUGAAAUACUGAUGUUUUCACUACUUAGUUGAAGUGAGCCAAUGUGCUCUAUGUGUUUUUUGGAAAUAUAUAUACUGCCGAAAUUUAAUGGUAAUUUGAUUAAUUGGAUAAAGAAGAGAAAAAAAACCCAGCAAAAGUAAUAUUUGAAUGAUAUACACAUAUAUCACAUAGCACAGAUGUUUCUCUUAGCUCAAAGAAAAACUGCUUUACCUAGACUGAGUGUAACCAUGCAACUGUAAUCAAGGGAGACAAUAGUAUGGCUGACAAAUUUUAUAUAUAUAUUCUUGUGAUUGCAUGUUUUUUCAAUUUUUGUUAGUGUGUAAGAACAUUAUGUAAGAACAUUGCCCUGGUGAGUUGAUUUAUUGGGCAUUUUCAAGUGCCAAAUGUAACCCCACCCCCUCUAAAAAUUCUCAGGUGGGCUAUUGAGCUCAUUUAUAGACAGUUACUAUUUAAAAUUUGGAAUCUUUGUGUCUUUUUAUGCCCCCAAGAUCGAAGAUUGGGGGGCAUAUUGUUUUUGUCCUGUCUGUUAUUCUGUAAUUCUGUCUGAAACUUUAACCUUGCUAAUAACUUUUGAACAGUAAGAGCUAGAGCUUUGAUAUUUCACAUGAGUAUUCCUUGUGACAAGACCUUUUCGUGGGUACCAACAUUUUUGACCAUGUGACCUUGACCUUGAAGUUAGAACUACUCUUUGAAAACUUUAGCCUUGCUAAUAACUUUUUAACAGUAAGAGCUAGAGCUUUGAUAUUUCACGUGAGUAUUUCUUGUGACAAAACCUUUCCGUUGGUACCAACAUUUUUGACCCUGUGACCCUGGAGUUUGACCUACUUUUUAAAAACUUUAACCUUGCUAAUAACUUUUGAACAGUGAGUGUUAGAGCUUUGAUAUUUCACAUGAGUAUUUCUUGUGACAAGACCUUUCCGUGGGUACUAAAUCUUUUGACAUUGGCAUUUGAUCUACUUUUUAAAAAAAUUGACAUUGAUCAUAAUUUCUAUAUGGUAAAUAUUAGAGCAUGAGCAUUUCUUGUGACAAGAUCUUUCUACUGGUACCAAGAUAGUUGUCCUUGUGACCUUGGCCAUCUUUGGAAUUGGCCAUUCUCGGGGGGCAUUUGUGUUUCACAAACACAUCUUGUUAAUUUUGAACAGUGGGGUCAUACUCUGAUGUUUAACAUUAUUAUUCCUUGAUUUAAUCUUUUCAAUAAUUUCAGUGUGCCUUUUCUUUUUCAUCCUCAUCUGUCCUCUCAAGAUUGUUUAUGUGUUGGGGAAUAUUUUAUAUAUUUUUAAGAGAAAAAACAGUCAUGUGAUUUUAGUACCUGCUUUACGUUUAAAAGUUUGUUGUAUAUCAUAAAAUGAGAUAAUUUAUGUUGUGAAUUUUUUAUAAAAAGAUGAUCAGACCUUAACUGUCGAUUAAAACCUUUGUUUGGUACAUUGGUAUAUGUACCAGAUGAUGGUCGUAGAUCUUCCAUUAUUCCAUGUUAUGUAGUGAGUAUUAGGUUGUGGAUUGCCUUGGAAGCUUUAUCGAUAAAGGAGAUAACCUGUGAUAGCAAUCAAUGCAAUGCCGUUAAUUUCUACAUCAGUAUAUUUAAACAAUACUUGAAAAACAUUUCAGUAUCACAACCAUAGAACAACUUUUUAGGUCACCCGAUUCAUUCACAUAAAAGACCUAUUGUGAUCCAUUCCUACCAAUUGUUUUCUUUUAAUUUUUGAACACUUUUAUCAUCUAUUCAGAAACUGUUUUGAUAUAGAGUAUCUUCAAAUGUACGGAAACAGAGGUUGUGAAUUUCAAGGUCCCAAUCCACUUGGCGACUUAGUCUUAGGAGUGGGGGCCAUAAUCUCUAAAAUCAGUGCACCUUUUAAAAAUCAUCAUCAUAUUGGGUGUAUAUUUAUGAAGAGAAAAUAAAGCAUGGAAGCACAAUAAUUAUUAAUCAGCUAUCUUUGUUUUCUGAUGAAAAAAGACUUGUCUGUUGUACCAGGAACAAGCAUCACUUCUGUUUUCACUGUCUUCUUGCUUGGUUACUGUAACUCAGGUGACCAUUAAGGUCCAGGGCCUCUUGUUUAUAUUUUUCUAAGUUUUUCAUUGUGUUAGAUUUGUCUACAUAUACACUCAGACUUCUGUUACAUGAUAUUAGUCUAGAUAUAUCAUAUCAUAUAUAUGAAAUGCUAAACUAUUUUUUUUUUUACACUUGUUGAUUAUCUUUGUAAUAAAAUUUAGAAAUGAAAA